AUGGUGGAAACUAUAACCAGCAACGAAAAGCCGACGCAGGAGCAGGAGCGGGAGCAGGAGCAACAGGAACAGCAUCAUGCGGUUGUACCGGCACCGUUCGAUCCCUCUACGGUACAGCUUCAGGGCUUUGAAGACCCCAGAAAUUGGUCCCCGCACCGCAAAUGGUCAAUGGUCGCCAUCAUCUCGCUUAUGGGCUUCAUCAGCCCCCUUGGCUCCUCCGUCGUGGUGCCCGGCAGCCUAUUCAUCGAUAUAGAAUAUCAUCUUCGCUCUCGAAUUCUCUCGUUGUUACCGGUCAGCUUUUUUGUCCUCGGCCUCGGGAUGGGUCCCUUUGUUCUGGCGCCCACCAGCGAGCUCAAGGGCAGGCAACCCGUAUAUCUCGUCUCCAGCCUCAUCUUUAUCCUCUUCAACAUUUCUACUGCACUCGUCGACAAUUUCCCAGCCCUCUGUUUUCUCCGUUUCAUGGCCGGUGCCGCGGGAAGUGCCGGCCCCAGCUUAGGUGCUGGUAGCAUUGGCGACAUGUUUGCGCCAAACGAGCGGGGAAAGGCACAGUCGCUCUAUGGUCUCGGGCCGUUGUUGGGCCCCGUGUGCGGUACAAUUGCCGGCGGCUGGAUUGCCCAAGAACUCCGGUCUUGGCGGUGGCUGCUCUGGAUCCUGACUAUCUUGUCGGGGGCCAUUGCCAUCAUUGUGGCCAUUUUCUUGCGAGAGACAUUCGGCCCUGUGCUGUUGCGCAAGAAACGCGGGCGGCUCGCGCACCGCGACGAGCUGGCCCUCAACGCGAAUGUACCACCAGCCGCUCUUCACGCGCCCGCGCCGCCCCUUUCGGUCGCGUCUCUCCGCCGUGCCAUACAACUCAUCACACCAAGUGAGGAGAUGAGGACCAAGCUGAAACUCGCCUUCUCCCGACCGUUCCGCCUCCUCUUCACCAACCCCAUCUGCGCAAUCUUCAGCGUAUACAUGGGUUACAUCUACGGCACCAUCUUCCUCUUCUUGACGCAGCACCCGCUUCUCUUCCAGCGAAGAGAAUCACCGGACUCGCCGUCGCCCAUCAUCCUUCCCACUUACAACUGGGGCUACGGAAUAGCUGGCCUCACCUACCUCGGCCUCGGACUCGGUUUCAUCACGGCCGCAACGAUCAACGUGCUGCUCCAGGAUACCAUCUACGCACGCCUGGUACUCGCCGAUGGUCGCCUCGGGUGGUUCCUCUUCACUUUGGAUCGUGAAGAAGUUCGACCGAAGAUGUUGAAGAGCCUCGAGGCGGCUGCGUCUUCGAAGUCCGCAAAGCUCGAAAAUGAGAAAAGGCAGACGGCAGCAGAAGCCCAGGCAAGAGAUCUCGAAAAGGGCGGCAACGAAGCUGGGCCGUCUUCAUCUGCAGCCGUUGCUGUUACUGCCUCUUCCACGUCCUCCCCCGUGGAUUCUCCACAGCCAGCCCCAGUAUUGAUAACGUCGAAGCCACCGUUAAAGGGAAGGCCAGAGUAUCGCCUUCCGCUGUGCUUGCUCGGCAUGAUCAUUCUCCCCUGCGGUCUUUUCGUUUUUGGCUGGGCCGCCGAGUCUCGUGCGCACUUUAUGCUUCCCCUCGUCGGCAGCUUCCUGGUUGGCGUGGGUUCUAUCCUGCCAUUCCAGUCCAUUCUCGUCUAUCUCGUCGACGCAUUCAUACCCUACAGCGCAUCCGCCACAGCGUGUGCCGUCUUGGUCCGCUCCAUUCUUGCCGCCGUCUUUCCCCUCUUCAGCCAACAGCUCUUUGUCCAAUGCGGCUACGGGUGGGGCAGCAGCAUCAUUGCCUUUAUUGCCCUCCUGGCCGUUCCUGUGCCCAUUGUGCUGUACGCAAAGGGCGAGCGUCUGAGGAAUCGGUUCAAGUUCAACGGCUAA
Molecule: messenger RNA, 1866 nt
Organism: Acaromyces ingoldii
Lineage: Eukaryota; Fungi; Basidiomycota; Exobasidiomycetes; Exobasidiales; Cryptobasidiaceae
Product: MFS general substrate transporter
Exons: 4
Coding region: 1-1866 (621 amino acids)
Biological process (GO): transmembrane transport
Molecular function (GO): transmembrane transporter activity
Source: RefSeq, a predicted model, not a curated record